Galendromus occidentalis (western predatory mite) is the source of this 993-nucleotide messenger RNA. Its product is annotated as gamma-interferon-inducible lysosomal thiol reductase. Lineage: Eukaryota; Metazoa; Arthropoda; Arachnida; Mesostigmata; Phytoseiidae. Gene Ontology annotation, molecular function: oxidoreductase activity, acting on a sulfur group of donors, disulfide as acceptor. The coding region runs from base 117 to 728 and encodes 203 amino acids. The transcript has 7 exons. The record is from RefSeq and is a predicted model, not a curated record.
CGCCGCCAUCUCGGACACUGCUCCACAGGCUCCUGCCAAUGAGAAAAACCCGACAUCCAGCACAGAAAAACAGCUCCACCUGAGGUCGGUUCAUCCGACUCACAGUUAUCGGUAGGAUGAUAACUCGAGCAGCUCUUCUCCUUGGCGUCGCGUGCUUGGCAAGCGCUAUCCCGAAUGUUAUGCUCUUCUACGAAUCUCUCUGCCCGGACUGUGGGGUCGAAAUGAAGACUGGUGUCGUCGGAGCUUUGAGAAAAUUCGGAGACAGUGUUUUUUUCAGCUUGGUCCCUUACGGAAAUGCGAGGACAAGCAUCGGUCGCAACGGUUCGCUAGAGGUUCAAUGCCAGCACGGUGAGGAUGAAUGCACCGGGAAUGUAUGGCAUGCGUGCUCGCAUCUCUACAUGACUCCAUUGGAGCGAGUCAAUUACGCGAUCUGCACGAUGAUGAGAGGAGAAGAAAACGUCAUCACCCUCCUGAAGAUGUGCACGACGAAGGAGAAAGUAGCUUUGCUGAAGGCCUGCGCAGAAAGCCCAAUGGGUUCCGCUCUGAUCAAGCUCAUGGCCGAUAUCACGGACACCGCAGGUGCGGUUUGGAACAACAGGACACGCAGACUGGACGGAGUUCCAACUGUCUUCAUCGACGGAUUCCCCGUCAGUUCCGCCGAACAAGCGAAGUACAGCCUUCCAGAUUUGAUAUGUCUCAAGUCGAAACACAAACCGGCCAUCUGCUGAAAAACUAGGAUCGAAGUCAAGCGAGUCAGGGAGCUUGGGCGAGGCCUGAAGUCGUCAGGUCCAUCGAAUCCAUCGAUCAAAAAUGUUCGAAGAGAGUGAUGAUCCGUCUAGAGCGUGGAAUUCCCGAGCGAAUCGCUCCUCGAAUGGGAACACAAGAAGCCAAGAUAGUGAUUCACUAUUCAACCCGAGAAUUUCCCGGCUUAUUCCUUAUGUCUAGUCCAGAACUCGAAUGACCUCGAUAAACCUUGCUUCCAAUAUUCAUAUA